AUUUACUUCCGGAAAUAUUUUUUUAAAUUUAUCUAAAAUUCCGGCAAAUAUGUCACCAAAUGUAGCGAAUAUAGGAAGGAAUUAGUCUACCUGAAUGGCGUGAUAUAUAGGAGGUAAAUACAAGAGAUCAGAGGUUAUCAUAGCUCCACUACUAUAUAACUAAGAUAAGAUAGAAUGGCCUAACGAUAAAUGAUCUUUAUGCUAAGAUACCUGGAUCUUAAUAUUGACACGAUGACCUGAAUAGAUACCAAAUCAACCAAGAAGAGUUGUCACACAGGAGCGACAUUAACUAUCAUGGAACGGAACUUGCAGUAAGCAUUCAAAAUGUCCGCUAUACGCAGGUAUAUGUUGGGUUGUGUAAGUAGUCGUGGUCAUGAAACUCCUACAAGAAACACAUUGCCCCAGACACAACAGAAACCUAUCAAGGUUAGGUUUGGAGUACCAGUAGAAGAAGCAUUCAAGGGUGGCAUCAUUCCAGAGGCUUUAGUGAAACUACUAGCCUACAUUGCCACAGAGGGUAUGACAGUCUCCGAUCUGUUCAGAAGACCAGGAAACCCUAUAGAUGUGAAAACUGUCUCAUUUAAACUGGCCGAGGGAAAGCCAGUAGACUUUACAGAAUACAAUUUCUAUACAUUAGCAUCAGUUGUUAAAAAAUUCCUCUUGAAGUUGCCGGGGGGCAUAUUUGGGGAGGACACAGAACAAGACCUUCUCUCAGUCUUAGAUCUCUCACAUACUUUACAGAAAUAUGACGCCAUUCACACGAUCAUUGAGGGACUACCAACCACUGUCCAAUAUUUCCUCUCCCUGCUAUUUGGCACAUGGUUCCGUGUGAUUAACCACUCAGAAUACAACUGCAUGACGGCAGAGGCAUUAGCGAAGAGCGUGGCAGGAAGCGUCUUCCACACAUGUGCUGAUGACCCUCAAAAGGUUGACCGUGCAGUGCAAGUUCUCCAAAUCCUUAUAGAUAAUUUCGGAGUUGCGAAUAUGUUUGGAAAGAAGAAUAUCCAAUAUUUUGCCGAUAUGACUCAAACCGGUAUAAGGGUACAGGAGAAGUUCAGAUAUGAGUAUCGUUACCCAUCAGAUGCUUCAGUUCCUCUAUGUUCAGAAGAGGAACUCUUAUGCUCUGGAAGAAGGGGACCCAAAGGCUGCUCUAUGGAUCGCUCAGACACAGAUACCAUUCCACGUAUGGGACAUCGGCCCCUAGAGCCCCGUAACUCUAUCAAACAAAUGGCAAAUAUGUCAACACUCUCGGCUCCAGAGAUGUUUAACCCAAAGAGAAAUCUCAUACGGGGUGAUCGGGAAAGUUCCCCACAUGAACUCCACCAGUCCAUCAGUUUAACCAGGUUUGAAAAUGUCAAGAAAAAACAAAUGGCGCGUAUGAAGAGACGUUCUAAUUGGUUCCUGAUGGAGCCGCGUCCUAAACUGAACAUGUCUCUUUUGGGGGAUACCCCUGAUCGAGAAACUUCUGUCGGGAAAUCCUCAUUGAACACUGCAUCAUCAGAUAUGUUAGCGUCUGACGGUGGAGAAGGCAAUUUAUCGGGGACGGAGCUAGAACAUCAGGCAUCGGACGGUGAGAGUGUCUUCACCGAGGAUCAUGAUCAUCAUGAAUUUCUAGAUACACCAGCAUCGGAACCUGCACGAUCUCAUCAUAACACACAGGUUCAUUGGACGGACCCAAGCCAGGGUAUAAAUGGCAAGAGCACGGAUAGUUUAUUAGAAAAACAUUCACCGCCCAAGGAUAUUCGGUAUGAAGAUAGUUUGACUGAAUCGGAGGUGCGUUAUUACGUCGUGGAUACAUGGUACGGGAGUAAAGAGGACAUGUUGGAAAAUAGUGACGUCAGUCGAGAAGUAUCGAGCUGA
Messenger RNA from Owenia fusiformis, 1860 nucleotides. Lineage: Eukaryota; Metazoa; Annelida; Polychaeta; Sabellida; Oweniidae. The record is from the annotation of a GenBank genome assembly.